AUGGCAUUCAAAUCUGAAAGACAUCUUGUUGAAGCUAUUGAACAAUGUCAAUUGAAUAAAAUUAUUUAUUUCGUUGAACAUGGUUAUAAUAUUCACGUACAAAACACACUUGGACAAAAUCUUCUAAUACAUAUUUUACAACAACAACAAAAUUAUUUAUCAUUAAAAAAACGUUUUCAAAUAUUUGAAUUUUUAAUUAAGAAUUAUAAUCUUAAUAUACAUUCAUUUGAUUAUUAUCAUAAAAAUGUUUUUAAUUGGGCAGCAAAUCUCAAUUGUACACGAGAAGCACUUUAUUUACUUAAUUCAAAUCCAGGUGAUAUUGAUAUACUUGCACGAGAUAAAUUAGGUUCAUGUUCUUUACAUUAUGCUGUUGAACAUGGAAAUGAAAUUCUUGUUCAUGCUAUUGUUAAUUAUCUUGUACGUUAUCGAUUAAGAUUUGAUAUAAAAGAUGCUCAUAAUAAUACUCCAGAAGAUAUAGCAAAAAAAUUAGGCUAUACUAAAAUAGGAAAUUUUCUUGCUCAAGCAUGUCGAUCAACAGUAUUUAUGUCAAGAGAAAUACCAUUGCAAAAUCUACGACCAAAAACAACUAAAUCAAAACAAACAAUAAGUUCGUCGACAUCAUCAUUGUUAGAUUCAUCAGAAAAUUUUAAUUUAAUGGAAGAAAAAAUAAAUACAGCUAAACGAUUAGAUGAUUGGAAAACAGUUGCAACAUUACGAACUUCAAAAAAAAAUCUCAAUGAAAAAAAUUCAAAUAACAUAUUGUCAUCUAUUCCUGAAAUUAAUAAAAACACAUCGUCUAUUUCUUCUCUUCCAAAACUUCCACUAAUUAAUAAUACUAAACAAUCUGUUGGUCAAUCAGAACAAAUGUUACGUUUAAUUGAACAACAACUAUCACCAUCACAUCGAAAACCAUUUAUACCAAAUUAUCGACGUUCAAUCAAUAUGAAUACUGGUUUUCAACGACCAGGAUAUGGAGCACGUAAAAUGUCACAUGCAUCAUCUUGUCGAAGAUCAUCAGUAUUAAGUCUUCGCAAAAGAGAUUCUGAACUUAGUCAAAUAAGUGUUACGACAAUACACGAAAUACAAAAUCGUUUUUCUUUGCCAGCAAUUUAUAAAUCACAUCGACAAUCAAUUAUAACAACCAAUUGA
Molecule: messenger RNA, 1149 nt
Organism: Rotaria sp. Silwood2
Lineage: Eukaryota; Metazoa; Rotifera; Eurotatoria; Philodinida; Philodinidae
Source: the annotation of a GenBank genome assembly